Messenger RNA from Canariomyces notabilis, 1101 nucleotides. RefSeq lists its product as uncharacterized. Bases 1 to 1101 code for a protein of 366 amino acids. The transcript has 2 exons. The record is from RefSeq and is a predicted model, not a curated record. NCBI's taxonomy places the organism in Eukaryota, Fungi, Ascomycota, Sordariomycetes, Sordariales, Chaetomiaceae. Gene Ontology annotation, molecular function: catalytic activity; molybdenum ion binding; pyridoxal phosphate binding.
AUGAAGAUAACGGCUCUCUAUGUCUACCCUAUCAAAGCCCUGCGCGGGAUCGAGCUCAAGUCCGCCAGGAUUGGGCCCCAGGGGAUUAGACACGACCGGAGAUUCAUGCUGUACGAGGUCCGGCCUUUCCCUGGUGAGCUGAGGAAGAUGCAGCUCGAUACGCAUCCUCAAUGUGCCUUGUUUGAGCAGGAGAUCGUGCCAGGUCCUCGAGAAGGGGAGUCAAUGGUCGUGGUGCGCUACCACGGCAGUCAAGCAGAGGGCCCGAGGGAGAACCAGCAGCUUGAGGACGCACCUCUCAAAGUACCGCUGGAGCCGGAAGUUUCAUCUCUCGAACAGAUUGACGUCGUCUUGCACAAAAGCCCCGCUUCCGCGUACCGCAUGGGUGACCCAUACGAUUCCUGGUUCAGCCAGCGCUUCGGUUUCCCCGUGAUGCUGGUCUACAUUGGCGGCGGGCGUCGUGCCGUCCCGAUCAAGUCGCUGCUGCCCAAAACUACCACAACCCAAGAACAACAACAAGGAUGGAUCUCAACGCUAGCCUCUUACAUCGGCGGCCCCAAGCCCAACCAGAAAGACUCGGAGCCAUGGCUAACCUUCACCGACGUGGCGCCGCUUCUGAUCACGUCGGAGGCUUCGUUGCGAGAUGUGACCGAGCGCCUGCUCGACGGCCAAUCACCCGGGAUGUACAAGUUCCGGCCCAACAUCGUUGUCGAUGGUGAGGGAGAGGAUCCUUGGGCAGAAGACUUUUGGGCCGAGCUCGCCAUCGACUCCGAGUCCUCUUCGGCCACCAACCAAACCGACCCCGAGCAGCACGACGGGAAGAAGAAUACCCUGAUACUGACGGGCAACUGCGCGCGGUGCGUCAGUCUGAACGUGGACUACCAGACGGGGAAACCAGCGUCUGGGGAGCUCGGGACGCUGCUCAAGAAGCUGAUGAAGGAACGCCGAGUGGACCCGGGGGAGAAGUGGUCUCCCAUCUUUGGCAGGUAUGCUUUCGUUGAUGGGAGCAAUGAUGACGCCGACGGCUUCACUGUGUCGGUGGGUGAUGGUGUGCAAGUGACACGGCGCAAUACCGAACGGACGGUUUUGAACUGGGACGGCUGA